CAGUAACUAGUCUGUUACGGGCUCUGCCGGGUUGUCAGGAAUGCCACGAGCCAGCCCCACUCAACCACGCAAGCCACGACCUCGUGGUCGCCACGCGAUAGGAGGGCCACGGAGAUAGAUCUCAUAUUCUCAUCAAUGUCGGGCUGCCAUCCUCGUGGCUUUUUACCCAGGGAGCACUUCAGGAGCCAUUGCAAAACCAGCUUUACACUACAGAGACUACCUUCUAAUCCGCUGUCCAAUUUACGGUUUUCGGUCGUUGGUUCAUCUGUGAAUGAAAGCAGUCAGCCGCGCUGCCAUGUGGCAUUAGAUUACCCGCUGAGACCCAGGUGGUUGGGACAAAGCAUUUUGGAUACAACUGCUUUGAACCCUUUGUUGAUCAGAUGUGAGUGUGGCUUAAAAGGUAAAAAGCCAUGGCGGCGCAUGCAGAACUUCCAUGCAGAAUUCAGGGCGCGAUCUGCACUCUCGAAUUGGCCAAGGUCAUUUUCCAGGUUGAUUCCAGACGUCGUUCGGAGAGACACUCGGAACGACAUCCACGCCAAACAAGAAAUUCUUUUGGGUUCUUCUGGAAAAGAAAAGGCGAGGCAGGGAAGAGAAGAUGGGGUAAUAUAUCACGAUUGCAUGUGUUAUAGGACUCCUUGCCGUCACCACGCCUCCCACAGCACUCCACCCCCAUUUCUUGUCCAUUCUAAUAAACCCUACGUUCUUUCGACAGCGCUCCCUGAGGCCCCUUAAAUGCCAACCAUCGCCAGCUUCAAUCAAAGUUGCAGCCGGCUGCCUGGGU
Canariomyces notabilis is the source of this 781-nucleotide messenger RNA. RefSeq lists its product as uncharacterized. The record is from RefSeq and is a predicted model, not a curated record. The transcript is spliced from 2 exons. The coding region runs from base 136 to 732 and encodes 198 amino acids. Lineage: Eukaryota; Fungi; Ascomycota; Sordariomycetes; Sordariales; Chaetomiaceae.